AUGAAUGCCUUGGACCAUCUGAAUCUCAAUCUAAAAGUCCACUCCAUAGGAAAGUCAGGGGAAGAAGGAAACCUUGGAGCCUCACUGAGAAUCAAACAGCUUUCCAAAGAUUUCCAGGGCACAUCUGCCAAACGCACGCCCCCCAGCUCUAGGUCUGUUGGCCCAUAUGACCGGUGGCAGAACCUCUCCCUUCCUCUGGAUCAGUCCCAGAUCCGCUCCAAACCCAAGCCCCCAGCGAAAACACCUAUCAAGGCAAAAAAGACCUUCGGCUGGGGUAAUUUCUACCUCAAUAUCAAAACCGUUAAGUUCAGCCUCCUGGUGACGGGUAAUAUAGUAGACCACAUCAACGGCACUUUCAGUGUGUACUUCCGUCACAACUCGUCCCGUCUGGGGAAUAUCUCAGUGAGUAUUGUUCCUCCCUCCAAACCCAUGGAAUGGGAGGAUUUGGGACGCGCGGAGCUCAGGUCCCAGAAUCAGGCACAGUCCACCACCUAUGAACACCAGUGGGAGAUGAAGGCCCUGAACUGCAGGGUGGAGUCCCAGAGAACCAACAAGGCCAAGAAGACCAAACCGUGUCUUUAUGACCCCUCCCAGACCUGUUACUCAGAACAAACCCAGUCUCAUGCUGUCUGGAUCUGUGCCAAGCCCUUCAAGGUCAUCUGCAUAUUUAUCUCUUUUCUCAGCACAGACUACAAACUGGUGCAGAAGGUCUGCCCAGACUACAACUUCCCAGCUGAGCCCUGGCAUUUUGGAGGACGGGGAUAG
Molecule: messenger RNA, 765 nt
Organism: Esox lucius (northern pike)
Lineage: Eukaryota; Metazoa; Chordata; Actinopteri; Esociformes; Esocidae
Product: neurexophilin-4-like
Exons: 1
Coding region: 1-765 (254 amino acids)
Molecular function (GO): signaling receptor binding
Source: RefSeq, a predicted model, not a curated record